GUUGUGGUGGCUCGACCGUGGGCGAUGCCAGCCGGGAAUCGGGAUGAUGAACAGGAGCUGCCCGGACGAAUGUUCGCCGAUGGGGACAGGUAUCUGGCGGGCGGCGAUGCCUCCACGGCCGUCGCCUGUUACACGGCAGUUUUCGGGCGGGCCGCCGAGGCGACUGUCCAUCACCUGCGGCGCCUGGGGGAUGCCGGCCUUGGCAGCAUCAUAGCCGUGCUGGAGAGCUGGUGCGCUGGACACACUUGGGUCCCGCCCCGGGCCGGGUGCACAGCGGACAGUGAGGUUCCCGUCAGCGCCGGGGUGGCCGCCGGCUUCCUCCUGCAGUUGGAACCCGGCAACCUGGUGGCGUCGGUGCUGAGAGUGGAGGCGCUACUGCGGAGCGGGCAGCACGACGAGGCGGUGAGCCGCUGCAACGCCCUGCUCAACGCGCACCCGCGCCAUUCGCUGGGCCUGCUGCUGACCAGGGCGCUGGCCUGGAUCUUGUCCGACGGCCAUUCGGGCAACGGCGUCGUCGACUACAUGCAGGCCUUCGCCAAGCGCCAGGAAGAGACGGUGGCGUUCGUGAAGAGCCGGCAGAAGCACGAGGUGCCGCGCAUCGUCGGCGCCUUCAACCGCUACCUGUCGCUGCGGGAUCGGGACCAGGAGCGGGAGCGCGCUCACGGCCCGUUGCUGGGCGACUGCCGCCGCUUCCUCGCGGCCAUAACGGCCUCUGCAGGCGCGAGGGGCGAGGACAGCGCGUGCGCAGCGCGGCCUCGCGACAGUCAUGUGGACAGCGCGUGCGCAGCGCGACAGAUGGCGGAGCUGCCGGUGGUGGAGAGCGCGGGAAGUGAGGGGCCGCCGCCCGGCCUCGCCGACUCCAGCCCUCGGUACCGCACCUCCGGCCUGGUCAGCCGGGCCGCCGCCCAGUUCGCCAUGGGCAGUCGCCAGGGGCAGGUCAUUGGUAACCUGGCCUCGGCCUUCGAGAAGGACCCGGUGCUCGCCAGGAAACACCUGGAGCGGCUCUUCUCCCCGCCAGCCGCCGCCGCCCUCCUCCAGCAGGUCAAGCGCUUCAUCGAAGCCCAACUGGCCGAGUACCGGGAGACGGUGCGCCGCAGGCCGGACCUCCGGUCGGACACCGGCUCCGACCUCUUGCUACCCGUCCUCGACGCCCUGCAGCUGCAGAUGCAGCUGGACACCCAGGCCGGCCGGGACACGCGGAUCCGCCUGGCCGACUGCCGGCUGCUGACUGGCGAUGUCCGCGGCUCGCUGGCACUCUGCCAGAGCCUGGCCACUGCCGAGCGGGGCUCCUCCUAUCCCCUCACCGUGCUGGCACUCCGCGCCAUCUGCCACCUACACGCCGGCGAGCGGGCUCUGGCUCUCGCCGACUGCCAGGCCAUCGUGGAGCACGAGUUGCCGCAUCCCGACACUUGCGUCCGGGCCAUGUGCGGCCGCGGCCUGUUGAGGCUAAUGGACGGCAAGCCCUACCUCGCGGCGUUAGACUACAUCACUGCGAGCCGGUUGCGGCUGAACGAGACCGCGUUCUUCGUCAAGGCCUACGUGCCGUGGAACCAACGAGGUCUCUUGUACAAGGUGCUUCAGGAGGAGGGAGAGAAGAUGGUGCGGAAGAAGCUGUGCAAUCCAGCCUCCGGCACCAGACUCCGCAGGAAGGCGGUAGAGACGACAGCCCACGCUUGUUCCAACAAAGAAAGAGAUGCACUGGGUGUCCAUUAUUUGGCUUUGCUGCUGUUAGAGCUGGACCCAACAGACCAGGUUUCCCGAAUUUUAUAUGCAGAUGCUCUCUACCAACUAGGCCGAAUAGAAGAGGCUCAUAAAACAUUGCUGGUAUCACUUGGGAUGAACCCUUGGUGUUCCCCGGUCUUGGCUCGGCUCGCCCUACUUCAGUUGAAGAAAAGCUGUACAUGUGAAUCCAAUCAGUUAAUAAAGAAAAUUCUUAAGAUUGGGGAUACCUCCUGUCUUCUGCCUAUAAUGGACAUCUUUAAAGAAGAAGAUCGAGACCUACUACAGCAACAUUGUCAUUCCAGUGCCAUGUCAAUCCUACAAAAUAAGGAAGGUGACACCUAUGUAAAAGAAGCAGUGGCAUAUCUUUCUUUAGCUAUCAUAACAUCAGGGGGCAUUGAUGAAGCUUCAUUACUCACCAGAGCUCGAUGCUAUGCAUAUCUUAAUCAGAAAAAAACAGCAAUCUUUGACUUUGGCACCAUCUUAAAGGCAAACCCAGCCCAUGUGCAUGCACGAUGUGGACGUGCCUUCAUGUAUGUAGUCCUAAAUAAGCAAAAGGAAGCAAUUCAAGACAUUGCAGAAGCCUUGCAAAGAGAUCAGAAGUUGGCCAUACAAGAAAUCUCAUCUCUGAAGCUGGAAGCGCAAAGUCUGAUUUGCUGUUGGCUGCAUGAAUAUUGCGUUAAUGCCCUGACUGGAAUGGUGGAUGUCAAGGAAAAGAUCUUCGGUGAAGAUGAUGUUAAUCUACCUGCAAUUGGCCAAUCUCUACUCUUGAUCAAUGGCAAAAAUUCAACCUGGCACAUCCUGUACAUUGAUAUAUUGAUUGCAAAAGAAAUGUAUGAUGAUGCCUUGAAACAUCUGCAGGAUAAUUUUGGGCAACCUCCUAAUGAUGAUGCUGCCAUGUCCAGGCAUGGGCUCAUUCAGAUGAAGAUGAAGAAUGCACAGCUUGCCGUUCCGAAUCUGAGCAUUCUUGCGGAAAAGGAUAACAAAGCUUUGGAAUUUCUGUUAAAAUACCUGGAUAACAAACAACUUCAUACUGUAGUUCAGAUCGCAUCACAGGAAGCCAUUGCAUUGGCCAAAGGGAAUCAACAGGAGAAAGCACUGAAACACUAUACACUAGCUGUCCUUGCAAGUAAAAAUAAAGCCAAAUAUGUUCGUCUGCGUGCAGCAUGUCUGACCAGACUGAAGCAAUAUGAAAGGGCCCUAAAGGACCUGCAUGAGGUCGUCAUAAGAAGCACCAACAGAAACUCCUCAGACUUGGUAGAAGAUUAUUGUUCCAUAGGACAUAUUCAACUCCUUACCCUGAGGGAUGAAGAAGCUUGUGCGAACUAUAUAAAAGCCUUGCAGUUAGACCAGUCUUUAGCAUUAACCAACAUCUCCAGUAGGCCAGGGCAGUUCAGCUUGUCUCAACACUUCCAGCGAAAUGCUCUCCGAAACUUUGAACAGCAGCGUUAUGAAGAAGCUUGGAAUGCAGCAGAAUAUGGACUGAUGAUUGAUGAAAAUAACAGCGAAUUGAAGAAACUGAAAACUAGGAUUAAGCGAGAGGCAUCAGGAUGUAUUGUUCAUUAGUAUUGUACAUCAUUCAAUAAUUAACAAAAUAUUUAGACAAUGUGCCUUUAUGGUGGCAUGCUGAGGUCAAAAUCGGAAUUCUAGUAAUUACAAAUUUUGGGCAUAGAUUGCAGAUUGAGCUGGAACUGACAGUAUUAAGAAUCAUUGUGAGCAUGAUAUGAGGAAACAGAAACAUUUAAAAGACAGUGCCUUUAUGUAAAUUGCCAGAUCAGAAUUUUCUUUCAACAAACUUGAAUUCAAUUUUCCUUUGAACUGGUUUGGACGAUAUGUCAGAAUAUUGUUUGAUGCUGCACUUCCGGUGAAAUUAUGAGAAUGCAAUGCCAAGGAAAUCUUCUAUGUUUCAUUGCAAUUCAAUUUUAAGAUGUUUUAAUCCACAUUUAAACAGGAUAUAGGGCCUGGUUUCAAGUUAACACAAGGCUAAAGAAAGCCUUUCAACAGGCUAUCUGCUUUACAUUCAUAUGGGCAGUCAUUUGUGGUCUAUUCACUUGUUAGAAAUUUGGUACUGAUCUUUAUAUAAUAUUACUUUUUAAAUAUGGUAAUUUUAAUUUCCUCUUGCCAUUAAAAUGCCUGACAUUCACUUUUAAAGGGCUGUGUUGGUAUAACUGAAGGAAAGGUUGAAUGACACUGAAGUCUGAAAGAGUAUGCAUAGGAGGAUAAACUGGUGAGUACCAUUGGAGUCUAAAGUUGGCCCCUUCAAUAAAAUUGUUUCCUUCUUGUACAUUUUACUAGAAUGUUGCCUGGGUUUCAGCAACUAAGUU
Amblyraja radiata (thorny skate) is the source of this 4043-nucleotide messenger RNA. RefSeq names its product tetratricopeptide repeat domain 34 (gene ttc34). Lineage: Eukaryota; Metazoa; Chordata; Chondrichthyes; Rajiformes; Rajidae. The transcript is spliced from 7 exons. Gene Ontology annotation, molecular function: protein binding. The record is from RefSeq and is a predicted model, not a curated record. Bases 25 to 3285 code for a protein of 1086 amino acids.